AAUAUCAUGAACGUAAACAUCAAAUAAAAACAAUUGAUGAUGAUUUACAUUAUAUUGAUAUGCAAUUAAAAGAUAAAAUUAUUCAACAUGUCAAUAUUCAAUCACCUAUUUGUAUUACACCACUUUCGGCUGGUAGCAGUGGCUAUGGUUCAGAUAUGAAUGAAAUUUAA
This is a messenger RNA of Adineta steineri, 170 nucleotides long. The record is from the annotation of a GenBank genome assembly. NCBI's taxonomy places the organism in Eukaryota, Metazoa, Rotifera, Eurotatoria, Adinetida, Adinetidae.